AUGGCGGCGCUGUGCGAGAGCUUUACGCUCUGCGGGCUCAGUCCCAGUAGCGGUGUCGGCCUCGGUGGUGGGCUCCUGGCGCUGGAGCCGGGCCCCGACCCCGACCAUGUCCUGCUCACCGACCGUGGCAGGACGACCACGCUCUUUAAGGUGUCAGAUCAGAAGCCACUAGGCUGUUGGUCAGUCAAACAUGGGCAGGUUCUCACAUGUCCAGUUGUAUGCAACUUUGAAACUCAUGAGUAUAUAGCUGUCCAUGAUGACAAGGUUUUGAGAAUAUGGAAGAAUGAGGAUAUUAACUUGGACAAAGUAUUCAAAGCAACGCUUUCAGCUGAAGUGCACAGAAUACAUUCACUACCCAACGGAGGGCCAGUGGUGCUAUUCAGAGGAGGUGGUGUCCGAACUUUGGAUGUCCUUUUGGAAGCUCCACAACAAGAAAUUGAAAACAUUAUCUCAGAUGAAGUCAUCAAGUGGAGUGAAGUUUUCCUGGAAGGGAAACAACCUGUCUUAAUUUUCACUACUGAGAAAGAUGGAGAUUUUUUUGUCUAUGUGCAGAAACUGAAAACAAAUACUCUACACAAAUACAAGCUUGAACAACAGGAAUUGUCUAAGCCAAUGAGUUUCACAGCAUAUAUAAAAGACCGCAUAAUCACACUUCUGUGUUUGUGUUCCAAUGACUGUGUAUACAAAGUUCUGAUACCUCUGCAGCAAAAUACUGAAGAGGAAGAGCAAAUUUUGCCCAAGUCACUACUACUAAACCUCUCAGUAUCUGGAAGUGUUCUAAAAGGAACUUCUUUUGUUGUUCUUGAUAAAGACCACAUUGCAGUAUUGGGAGGUCUAACUGCAUCUAAUGAAGAACCCAAAGAGUGCCUAACCAUAUGGAAUACAAAAUUUCAGACAUUGCAAACUUCAAAGGAACUGCCUCUGGGAACCAGUGGACAAUUGUGGUGCUAUGAGGAAAAGUUUUUUUUCACCCAUGGGAAAGUGCUGACAGUCAUCAUGUACAAGUGUGAAACGUCAUCCUUGGCAGCUGCUGUGGGAAAACUCAAGGACGAGCAAACCCCUGAUGUAUCUGCAUUUGUCAACUGGAACACCCUUGGAUAUGAGGAGCUGGCAGAUUCCUUCCAGUCCCAGCAGUCUGGAGCUCUAAAAUAUGAGUCCACAAUGGCUUUAAGAUCAGAAAGGAAUGCUGUUGCUACUGUGCAGCCAGAUGACUUAUCGGUUGGGAAGCUCUUACUAAAUCUAAAAGAUGUUCCCAGAAGGAUAUUUGAAGAUGGAAUCAGACAAUUGAUGUCACAAGCCCAGACACUAGAGUUGCAAGCCAGUAUUGGAUCUGUAGUAACUGCUCUUACAAACAGAUACAAAGCAAACUCAAACCACUACCAUCGAACUUUCAUGCUGGAAAUAGUCCAGACCUAUGACUUGUCUUACAGUUUGUGCCCAGAUUUAAUGGCUGUUGCUCUGGAGAGGAAAGAUGUGUAUCUCUUACAGACCUGCUUACUGCGCUUUCCAGAUAUUCCUGAAGAAAUUACUUAUGCUUGCUUGGAAAUGUUUUUAAGCAUUGAUGAAGACUAUCUUAAAUACACAGAUUUGGAUCUAGGCUCUGUCAUCUGUUACAUUGAUAUUGAAUCAAACAAUAAAGAAGUGAAGACUGAAAUUGUAGAAAAUGGUUUCAGUACAGAGCAGGAAGAAGGCACCUGGGAUACUCAAUUGACAGAGGAAAGCAGUCUGACAAGCGAUGGUGAAUUGUGCCCUGUUGGAGCGCACAGGGCAGCGUUAUUAAAUGCUGUUCUGUGUUCAGCUUACAGUGAAGCAUUUCUUUUGCCUCACCUGAAAAAUCUGCCAGCUAAGCAAGCUGUACUGUUUCUCAGGUAUUUAUUCUACCUGUAUGUGAAAUGCAGUGAAAAAAUUAAUACCACUCUUCCUGGAAUGAGCUCUCCAAGUGUAAAUCAGAUCAUGGACUGGAUGUGCAUAUUACUUGAUGCUCACUUCACAGUUAUUGUGAUGCUACCAGAAGCAAAAUUGUUUCUUUCAAGCAUGCACAAGUUUGUGAGAGCUCAGGUACGCUUCUACUCUGAGCUCAACAAGAUUGAAGGAAGUUUGCAAGAAUUACAAAGACUUCACCACCAGAAGGACCCUCAGACAUAUUCUAUUGAAGUGCUGGAAAUUAUUUGAGUUUGAAAUGAAUUAUUAACACAUUUAUUUUAUAUUGAUUCCUCUCCUGACAAGGAUAUAUUAGCACUCCAUAUUGGGGAUGUGAAAAGUUGUUUUCUACCCAGGAAGAGCACAGUUACUCUGUAGCUACAUGGGAGUUGUAAG
Molecule: messenger RNA, 2316 nt
Organism: Indicator indicator
Lineage: Eukaryota; Metazoa; Chordata; Aves; Piciformes; Indicatoridae
Gene: NOL11
Product: nucleolar protein 11
Exons: 18
Coding region: 1-2172 (723 amino acids)
Biological process (GO): maturation of SSU-rRNA
Cellular component (GO): nucleus; nucleolus
Molecular function (GO): RNA binding; protein binding
Source: RefSeq, a predicted model, not a curated record